GGAAUCAUACCCUCCACAGGGAAGCGACCUGGAAUUUUACCUUAUUUAUUGGAAAUGAAACGCUGCGGAUUCCAGCACGGUGUGGCGAGCACGAAAGCGUUGUACAAUGUUUAUUUACCAGCUCGUUAACGCAGCUCAGCUCCAGGCGUACUGCAAAGUGGCGUGAAGCUUGCUUUAGUUUUCCGAGGAGGCCAGACAUCCUGGGGACGUGGUUGGAGAGCUGCGCCCGGGGCACGGUCGGCUUCACUGGGCGCUCGGGUUCAUUGCAGCCCAGGGUCAGAAGCACCAGGCCGACUUGUGUUCAUACACGGAAGCUGUCUGCACACAACGUGAGAACCACUGGGAAUGGAAUACAUUGUGCAGUUUCUGAACCAGAUCUCUGCUGGAAUUGAAGCAGUAUUUUGUGUAGCAGAUUUUGUGUUGUUUUGUUUUGUUGUACUGUCAGCUGCUGGAGUGGUUAUAAGUUAUAUUUAUACAAUACUCUUGACCAAUGACAGAUUAACAUCUAACAAAGACACCACAUCUAACAGAAGUCUCAGUGGCAAUGAACAAACAUCAGAAAUAAAGGAACAAAUCACCACUGGCACACGGACUGAAAACAACAAUAAAAUAGUACAAAGUGGAGAUGACAAGGAUUUUUCCAGGAACUCAGUUGUUUUGCUGCAGCACAAUAAUCGAGUCGAGAAACUUGGAACUUUAGUUGAAUAUAAUAGCAAUGAAGAUCUUUCUUUAAUGAAUGCCCGAAAAUCAAUGGAUCUUCUUGAUAUCUACACCAGUUUGAAAGACAGUUCCUGUAAUGAUGCAACCUCUGGUGAUGCAAACAGCGCACUGCAGUCGGUCAGUAAUGAGGAAGAGGAUCUAUACUGCAGCGUGGAUGACAUUAAGGAAAGAUGUCUCAGCAGUUCAGAUUCAGGCAGUGGGAUCAGAAAUGACCUUAUUUUACAUCAUCAAGUUAAACGAAAUAUGACUAAAAUGGAGGUUGAAAAUGCCAUAAAUUUGAAGAAUGAUAAUUAUCAUCAAUUAAGAAAGACUGUGUGUCAGGCACUGGUCAAAGGCAAGCAGCUCCCUUCUUGGAUAAUGACUGAGGAAGCUUCACAGAUUCCCAAAAAAUUGUCCCAGGAAGGCUAUGGAUGGAUAAAUCAGUGGUGUUUGGAACAGAAACUUUGUGGAAAUUCCAUUGAACAACUAGAGAUUUGUUUGGAAACGCUUCAGAAGAAGUGGACAUUAAUAUGUUCCAUACAAAGCGAGACUGGAAGAGCAAAUGAAUGCAAAAACCUGGUUGAGGAUCAAGUGACUGAGCAAAAAAUUUAUGAAGCCAUAAAGUUUCUAAUGCUGUACAAAGCUAUUCACCUUCACAAUACCAUGGAAAACGGAAGAACUGUUCCUGAAUUUUGUAAAUAUUUGUUUGCAAGGAGUACAUCACUUUACCCAUACUAUCUGAUGAUAAACCAUCUAAAUUUGAUUGGCCACACCAGAAGUUUUGAAGAGACUGAGACAGAGCUUCUGAAGUACACUUUGGAAAUUGCAACGUCUGACAGCUUUGUCCUGGAGUAAUUAGAUUGCUGCCAUUCUCAAGUAUCAAAAACUGCCAUUAUGUGUCCACUGAAUAAAAUCAAAUUGGAACAGUUUAUGUACCAAGAAAGGGACAGCUGAUAUUCUGCUCAUUUAAAAAUGAAUGAUAGUGGCUAGUAAACACAAAUUUAUCUGAUCUAACAUAAAAUACUAAAUUGUUUUAAAAAAAUGGGGGCUUGCACCUCUGAAGUGCUAACUAGCUAUAAAAAGGAUCACAUUAAUUCAAGCUAUUCUGCAAGCACACAUUCCAUCAAGGAGUUUGCAGAAAUAACAUUGUUCAAAAUUUGACAAGAACAGCCAAAACCAACUUCCAUAUAUACAGCACCUAUAGCAGAGCAAAAAAAACUGAAACAUUAUCAAAACAAUGAUUUUACAAUAAGGAAAUAUUCUGGUAAAUGAUCAAAAGUUUGGUCAAAGAUAGUGUCUUAAAACUGUGCCUUAAAAGGGCAGACCUGGUAAUGUAGCGGUUAGCGUAACGCUUUACAGUGCCAGCAACCAGAGUUCAAAUCCGGCCACUGUCCGUAAGGAGUUUGUAAGUUCUCCCCGUGUCUGCGUGGGUUUCCUCCAGGUGCUUCUGUUUCCUCCCACAUUCCAAAAAAGAUGUACAGUUUAGGAAGUUGUGGGCAUGCUAUGUUGGCUCCAGAAGUGUGGUGACACCUGCGGGCUACCCCCAGAACACUCGACGCAAAAAGAUGCAUUUCACUGUGUGUUUCGAUGUACAUGUGACUAAUAAAAGGUAUCUUAUCUAAAAAGAGGAAGAAUGAAGAUUAGAGAAGCAAAAAUGUAGUUUAGGGAGUGAAUUCACAGUUUGGACCCCUGGCAGUGAAAGACAUGUUAGCAGCAAUUAAAUUCAGGUAUGAUCGGAAGCUAAAUAUCAGAGCAGAGGUUAUGGGUAUGGAGGAGACUGAAUCUGAAAACAAGAAUAGGGAAUUAGGAAUUUCUUAACAAGAGAUGGUUAAAGUUCGCAAGAACAGGAGUGAUAAUUGAAUGGGGUUUGAUUGAAGUUAGGAUGGUGUCAAUUUUGCAAAAAAAUAAUAGAAGUCAAAUCAAGAGGACAUUGGACUAAUCAAGUUUGGACAUAAAGACACUGAGGUAGUAGAUCAUCUGAAGCAGCAGCGAAGUCUGGCAAAUAUUAGAGAGAGGUGAAAAGCUAUCAGUUAUGUUGUCUGAAGUUCAACCAGGGAUCAAGUAUAACAAUAAGGUUACCAACACCGUAGCUCAAGCAGCUUCCUAUUCUUCAAUUAAUAAUGCUUUAUACUAUCAAGAAAGCAGGCAAACAACACCUUCCUUACAGCAUCUCAUUACAGGUGACAUACAAAAACCUACAUCAUUUUUGUGUCAGUAUCUGUUGCAUCUGGAGAUGCCUCACCAUUUCCAAAGCAAGCUACUAAGAAACUCAGAGCCAGGAGUAUGUUUGGCUGACCAGGGGUGCAUACACUCCUGACAGCAGCACACUGCAUUUACCAAAGUGCAAACAGCUCUUGCACAGAUCAUCUUCAGCCAAAUUACAUUUAAUAAAUAUUGAAAUACUUUGGAAUAUUAAAUAGAAAUUUAAUUAACUACAGUUCCAUCUAUUUUUCUAAACCCCUAUGAACUAGCGGAAUGCUAAUGAUUGUCUUGGCUUGGUCAGAGAACUAAAUUACACAAAUUAACACCGUCACUCUGGCUUCAAAAUACCAAUUUUCUACCUCAAUCCCACUCUAGGUGUCUGGUAAAUAGCUGUGGAAAUGGAGUGGAUUUGAAGGUCUCAAUGAAAGAAUGCAUUCAUGUUUAAGUGCUACCAAAAUGCAUGAGUUGAGACAAAUCAAUUUGACCUCUACUGUGCGAGACUAGAAAAUGACCAUGCAUUUUCAGCUCAUACUUUUACAAACUGUUCCCAGUUUUAAAGAUCAAAAAUUAAAACUAAUAUUUAUGAAACAAUUCUUUGACAUUCUCCAUGUUGAUUGUGAAAAUUUAAGUCUCAGUCUAACAUUACCUACUAUAUUAUUUAGUCUUCAUUAUGUGCAUGGGUCUAAUGGCAUUUCCAUAGUCUAAACAAUAGUGGUUAUGGUAAUUUAUUAGGUUAUCUGCAUUGAGAGUGCUCAGUUUCUUUUUGGUUUUACAGUCAAUUGACUUAAAUAUUACUGUCAUCUCAAUAUAUCUAAGCUCCUACUGAAAUCCUCAUCCAUGCCACAUCACUUCCAGAUUCAGCUAUUUCAACCCUUUUCUAACUGCUCUCAUUCUCUGUAAACAUAAGCUGACACAAAACUACUAGUUCUUGGUUGAGAACUUUAAACUGGGUUGAAGAUAGAAAGCCAUUUUGUACAAUUUAAUUCUUUGGUACCAAGCCAAAAAUCUCUAGCAAUUUGCUUUUAUAUUAGAACAGGCAGUGUUCCUUCCACCCGUCAUCCAUGCUGUUAUGGGCCCACAAAAGCUCCUAUUGUCCUAAAACUUUCACUUCAAAAUUGUCAUCAAGUUUGGAUCCCUUUGUGGCCUUAUUUCGUAAUCUCACAACUCUACAACAUCCCUCAUCUCCCUAAAGCUCUUUGUCCCUAUAACUGAUUAAUCCAAUUUUAAAGCACAAGGACAUUUCUCCUCCAAAAGAUUACAAUUAAUUUUUAAUUACUAAUGAGGUAAUAACACUUAUACAUGUAGCAAAUGUCCAUUGAUUAAUUAGUUGUGGAAAUCACAAUUAAAGCCAGACCUAAUUAAUCUCAAAUCCCCAUAGUCCAGGAGGGGCCACAAUUUAACAAUAAGGUCCAGGAGCUUUGCCCUUUCUUCUACUUAACUAAUAUCUCAAGUGUAUCUACGACCAAAAUGGCAGAAAUCAGGCAGAAUAACACAGACCGGAGGUACAACUCGAUCAUUCUGUUCAAAAUGACAGUCACUCAACCAUUUAAAAUUUAGGAAUGAGGGGUUUUUGCAGUAUUGAAGGUAGAACGUUCCUAAAACAAUGGUAUGUGAAGCUCUAAUUCAACUUGCGCUGUAAAGAAUUUAGCUGUUUCAAGAAAGCAUCCAAUUUGCAACCAAGGCUAAGAAUCUGUCUCAGGUUUAACAAAUCUACCACUGAGAUCAACUUGUCACUGAACACCAAAUCAGAUUAGUUUAUUGUCAUAUAUACCAGGGUGCAAUGAAAUUCCUUGCUCAUGUGAAGUUCACAGAAUAAACAGUAUACAUGGUAAUAAUAAAUACAGCAAUGAGAGCAAAGACUGUAGUGCAGUCUGAAGCAGUGCAAAAAGGAACACCACAACCAGUCAUUAACAGAUGUGUGAGAAGAGGUAGAAUAAUUCAAGACUGUCCAAUAUAGACAUUGUGAUAUUGCUAAAACUAGAUGUUUAAUUAUUGUCAGUUAUCUAGGGUAGCACUAAAGUUUUAAACUUUAAGAAUUACUUCCAUUUACUGGGACAAUUAUGUUGAGUGAUUUUGAUCAGAUGUCACCCCAGACGUGGCUUUUAAUAAGUAUAAAUUUUAAAAUAUUGGAAAUACUAGUAGGUCUGGAAUACAUCUUGAGUAUGUUGUCUUAUUUUGAUGAAUGUUUAUCUUGAGUAAUUUUCAAAUAUUCAUAGAUUUGUAAGCUAAAUACCUGGAUCAAAUCAUUCACGUUAUAGCCACAGCACUUAUUUAAAUGUCACUGUUUACAUUUGUAGUUACGUGAGCCACAAACUUAAGGGUUUUUCUUUUAAAAAAACUUGUUGUUAUAUUAACAAUGGAAACUGUUUAUUGUAACUAUGACAAAUGAAUUUAUAGCAAUGUGAAUAAACCUAAAGAAUAAACUAAUUUCCAAUGUUCUAACAUUAAAACAUAGCAAGUCAUUGAGUGUAAGGUUGGCUCUCACAUUAUAUAGUAUUUUAUUUAAUUGUAACUCUUAUCAAAAUGUCAUUUAGCAAGUUUGAUUUAUCAAUAUUGUAUUAAAACUUUAAAAUAGA
Messenger RNA from Pristis pectinata (smalltooth sawfish), 5477 nucleotides. Its product is annotated as ubiquitin thioesterase otulin-like. Bases 346 to 1554 code for a protein of 402 amino acids. Gene Ontology annotation, cellular component: cytoplasm. Gene Ontology annotation, biological process: protein linear deubiquitination. Lineage: Eukaryota; Metazoa; Chordata; Chondrichthyes; Rhinopristiformes; Pristidae. The transcript has 8 exons. The record is from RefSeq and is a predicted model, not a curated record. Gene Ontology annotation, molecular function: cysteine-type deubiquitinase activity.